Molecule: messenger RNA, 2243 nt
Organism: Malus domestica (apple)
Lineage: Eukaryota; Viridiplantae; Streptophyta; Magnoliopsida; Rosales; Rosaceae
Product: probable arabinosyltransferase ARAD1
Molecular function (GO): glycosyltransferase activity
Source: RefSeq, a predicted model, not a curated record
GGACAGAGACACAAAGGUGUUACUCAGUGUUGAGUCUGUUCGCUUUAGAAAUUCUUUUCUUUCGUUCCUCCCAAAUUUAAUGGUUACUUUGCUUCAGGCCCAAGGCCUGAAAAGUGCUUUUUGUUCCCAUCGGUUUUGCCUCCUCAACCAAAUCAAACGCAUAGUUUAGUCAGUCCCGGUACUAUUAGACUGCCCGCCCAAUCAGUAAUGCCAAACACAAGAUCUCACAAAAUGUACGGAAAAGCCGCCUUCGCUCUCAUCGUCGCCUUCCUCCUCCUCAUCACCUACUCAAUCUUCAUCGGCACCGUCGACGUCCGAUCCUACUUCCUCCCGCUCCUCCCAACAUCGCCGCCGUCGCCGGCCGCCCAGUCUCUCUGCGCCACCACCUCCCCGCCUCUCAAAGUCUACAUGUACGAUCUCCCGCGCCGCUUCAACGUCGGAAUUAUGAACCGCCGGAACACCGAUCAGACUCCGGUGACCGCCCGGACUUGGCCUCCGUGGCCCAAGAAUUCCGGGCUCAAGAGGCAGCAUAGUGUUGAGUACUGGAUGAUGGGCUCUCUUUUGUCCGACGGUAAUGGCGGUGAUGGGAGAGAGGCGGUUAGGGUUUCUGAUCCGGAAUUGGCCGAUGCCUUCUUUGUGCCGUUUUUCUCUUCGUUGAGCUUCAAUACUCAUGGGCACAACAUGACCGACCCGGCUACUCAGAUUGAUCGCCAAUUGCAGGUAGAUUUAUUGAAAAUCUUGGGGGAAUCAAAGUACUGGCAAAGAUCUGGAGGGAGAGACCAUGUUAUCCCUAUGACACAUCCGAAUGCUUUCAGAUUUCUUCGGCCACAGGUCAAUGCAUCAAUUCAGAUUGUUGUAGAUUUUGGAAGGUAUCCUCAUGUCAUGUCAAAUCUGAGCAAAGAUGUGGUUACUCCAUAUGUGCACGUUGUGGAUUCCUUUACAGACGAUAACCGUCCAGAUCCAUUUGAGUCCCGCACUACACUUCUUUUCUUCCAGGGAAGGACAUACAGGAAAGAUGAAGGCAUUGUUCGUGUUAAAUUGGCUAAAGUCUUAGCUGGUUACAAUGAUGUUCACUAUGAGCGGAGUGUUGCAACAGGAGAUAACAUAAAAUCGUCUACGCAACGGAUGCGUUUAUCAAAAUUUUGUCUGCAUCCGGCUGGAGACACUCCGUCUUCUUGUCGCCUAUUUGAUGCUAUUGUGAGCCACUGUGUUCCCGUCAUUGUGAGCGAUGAAAUUGAGCUCCCGUUUGAGGAUGAAAUUGACUACACCAAAUUCUCACUAUUCUUCUCAUUCAAAGAGGCUUUGGAACCUGAUUACAUGGUUAAUCAGCUUCGUAAUGUUUCAAAGGAGAGAUGGAUUGAAAUGUGGGGGACACUACAGAAUAUUUCCAACCAUUUUGAAUUCCAUUACCCCCCAGAGAAAGAGGAUGCAGUCAAUAUGCUGUGGAGACAGGUGAAGAACAAGCUCCCUGCCGUCAAACUUUCUGUACAUAGAAGCCGGAGGUUGAAAAUACCAGACUGGUGGCGGAGGAGAAAGUGAUUUCAGGAGCUUGCACUUGGUGCGAUGGCAAGUGCCUUCGCCCAUGAGCGGUAGGUCUCGGGUUCGAGACUUGGGAGCAGCCUCUCCAUAAAUGGGGGUAAGGUUAGCCGACAUUCACUUCUCCCAGACCCUGUAAAGCGGGAGCCUUGUGCACUGGGUACGACCUUUUUUUUUAUAGUGACAACCCUUAAAGGGGUAAAGAAAUAUAGGUACCCACAACACCCACAGAUUCUGCGGGUAAUGUUUGAGAGAUUCAAUAGCGUUCUUCAUAGCAUGCGGCUUGUCUAUUCAUUCACCCUGCCAAUUUUUUGUGCCAGUUGAGAGAUUCGGUAGCGUUCUUCAAGUCACAUAUUGGGAGGUAUUCUCUCUUGAUGAUGAGAUUGCACUGGGUCACUAAUUUUCCUACAAUUGCUGGUUGUCUGACCUACGAACACUAAAUUUGAGUUCUAAUGUUGUAAUAACACGGGACUGUUCGCAUUGAACGACAGAUGUAUAGUAUUCUUGGGUAGUCGUCCGGUUGAUUUUUUCGUCGGAACGACAGAUGUUGCCGUUGAGAUGGCUAAACAAAUUGAUGGCCCUCCAAAGAAAUGUGGUUUCCAAUCUGGUUAAUCAGAUCGAUGUCUAUGUAAAAUUUGCUUAAUUAAAGUAGAUUUGUUGAAGGCAGCUUGUAAAUUUGUGGCAAAUUAAUAGUUUUCUAACUUAAA